AAUUCAUAGCUUCCUAGCUAGACUAGUGCUUUUUUAAACUUGUUCUUAAAAGUUCCAUGUGUUUUAGAUGAUUCUAUUUGAUUAAUCCAUACCCGAUUCUUAUAAGUUUCUUCAUUUUCCUAACUAUUGAUUUCGCAGGGUUUGCAUAACUGAUAUGAUUUGCAAGGUUUGCAAGUCAUAAUAUAUACAUUUUCAUAACUGAGUAAUGUGUGAUGGGUAACAACAACGUAUCCGGUUUGCAAGAGCAAGAAAAGAAUGAUGUUGAAGAACCGAACAAGUCACAAGAUGUUCAGGGGAAGUAUACAGGAUUGAAUUCCAAGGAAAAUUUAGGAGAAAGUGAUUCUGAGAAACAAGAAUCAGAUCUUAGUGAGCCAAAUGAAGCGAAAAUAGAAGAUCCCACCAGAUUGGCGAAUGUUCCAUUGGUUUCAAUGGAUACAGAUCCAGGGAUGGAGAUCUAUCCAUCAGCAGCAAGAACCGACAACCCUAUUCAGAAUAAAACAUCAAUCCAAGAAGAGGCAGAAGAGUGGAUGGAAUCACCUGCAGAUACAGAAACUAGUAGUCAAGAAGCAGAAUCUACCGAAGCAGAAUCUACCGAAUCAGAAUUUAGUCCUGUUAAACCAACUACAGAGGAUGGUAACAAGCUGGAACUUGGACGCAAUGAGCGAGCCACAGAAUCUCAUGUCAUAGCAAUGAAUGAACAAAUACUACAUGGUUUGUUCAGUACAAAUUCUGAAGUAGAGAAAAGUCAAGACCAAUCACUAAUAAAGGAAGAUAUGGAACUGCAAAAAGGAAAUGAUGAAGUGAACAUGAAAGGAGGUGAGGUGGAAGAAACAGUUAUUAUACUGAAUGACAUUGAAGAAAGCAACGGAGAACACCAACCCAUGGGACUGAACCCAUUUGGAAAGGAAUCCGAGGAGACGCAAACAAAAUCUGCUUCACUGACUGGAUCAGUCCAAUUGUUUCAUGUAAAAGCUUCAGAAUCCAAUCGCGAAACAGAAACUGAAGAGACAAAGGUGAUUGAGAAUAGAAUAAAGAUUGAAGGCAGUGAAAUCAUCGAUAAGACACUUCAAAGUAGGGAAAGUUCAGUUGAAGUGUCAGAGGUGGAAAGAAUGGAUAAAUAUGAGUUAACGAAAACAAGCACUGGUCAUAAAGAAGCUGAAGAAAUCGAAGAUGAGGAAUCAUUAAGUCAUGGGAUCAAAGGAGAAUCGCAAAUUGAUGGCUCUAAUGUAACCGAGAAUGGUCACCAUGUUGAGAAUGUCACCAAGGAAAACAGUACUAUUGAACUAGAGAAUGAUAGCGAGAUUUUUUUCGAUUUCUAUACUCCCUCAGCUGCAGUUAUAGAUGCCAAAGUUGAUCAAGAAGGAGAAAAGGUUCCAAUAUCAGACAUCACCACUGAGGCAGGCAACUAUGAUGGCCCAGAGUUCUUAAGCAUAGAAACUACAAAGCAGCUCGAGGAUUUCUGUGUUUCUAUACUCACCUCUCAGGUAAAUCAAUUAACAAACAAUCUAACAGACUCCAAAAUUGGUGAAACAGAAUUUCAGAAACCCACUACUGAAUCAUACCAAGAAGCGCUCACCACCAGCACUGAUGUAACAACAGAAUCGAGCUUCCGUGCUGAGAAUCCAAUUGCAAACACAGAAGAUCUAUUAGUGGUUUCAAGUAAACAAGAUUCCGAACACGGCGCAUUCCAGCAUCGGAUAGAGAGCACUGAAGCAAGCAAAAAUAUUGAGAGUUACAUUAGUGAAUCAACUUCAGACGAUGUAAAAAUCAACACUGAAGUUACUAAAGUUUCCAGCUGCAAAUUGCUCCAAAGUGAUUCAGAAAAUGGAGACUUUGAUGGAAUACCACUGCUACAUCAGGAGGUAACUCAAAAAGCUAAUACUAAUAUAAGACACCCAUCUACAGAGAAAGAAGUUGAAGAAGUUGAAAUACAAGAAAAAUCAGUAGAGAAACAAGUCAUUGCAUUGGAAAGAACAAGUACAGAGACGUUAAAAGCUCCAUUGCUAAACUACAUGAAAGAAGAAAAUCAUGCAAUUGAAUCCCCAAAGAAACAAGAGAAACAUAAACCUAAGUACUCCUUCUUCGGCAACUGCAUGUGUUGUACACCAGUUUCACAGUAAGUAAAAGGUUUUCUUUCUAAAUUUCAGUACCAAAUGAAAUUUCAGAUAUUUAUUUGAUUUGUUGGAGAGGGAGAGAGAAUUUGUGAUUGUGAUAAUGCGUUUGAAGAUUUUUGAGAGAAGAAAAAAUACAUGAGAGGUUGUAUGACUCUGAAUUUGUGAGAUUUCAUUUCAUACAAUGUAUUGUUUCUUUAAUGUCAGAGUUGAUUUCAGUU
Papaver somniferum (opium poppy) is the source of this 2332-nucleotide messenger RNA. RefSeq lists its product as uncharacterized. The record is from RefSeq and is a predicted model, not a curated record. Lineage: Eukaryota; Viridiplantae; Streptophyta; Magnoliopsida; Ranunculales; Papaveraceae. The transcript is spliced from 4 exons. Bases 213 to 2120 code for a protein of 635 amino acids.